CUAGUGCAGGUGUUGCCCGGGGAUGAGGUGUCGAGGAAGGCUGGCACUUCUCCCCACACGCCCCCGCUCCAAGCACAGAAGGCUGCGGGAGCCGCCCGGCCCGGGAGCCGCCCGCACGGCCCAGCCCGGCCAGCGGCCGCCCCCGCACAGGCAAAGAGGGAGCCGAGCGGCGCUGUCCUCGGGUAAUAACAUCACUCGGGCCCGGCCAGGGGAGAGGUCGGGUCAGGAUGCUCCAGUCGCAGGAGGAAAAGGAGGAGCUGGACUAAGGGCCCGAAGAGAAGAAAAGGGGAACACCAGGGACCGAGGAAAAGGCCGGGCGAGGUAAACACUCGGCAGUCUGUCGCACCGGGGAGCCGGGCCCGAGCCCGAGCCCAGUCUCGCAGGGACCCGGGGCGCACAGCGCCGAGGACAGCGCGGCGGCUGCCUGAAGCGCACCAUGCGCCGAUCCGCCGCCGCGGGUCCCGUCUACACCGCCGCCUGGGUUACGUGGCCCGGGCGGGUCGGUCGCUGCCGCGGCAGGGGGGCGGGCGCCGGGGCAGGGGCGCGCGGGGCCGCGGGGAGUUGCGAGCCUGUGACCGCCGCCGACCUUGCUCUCUGCGCGCUGCGCGGGGCCCCGAGCGCGGGAGCCGCCCACUGCCCCCCCGCGCUCGCCCCGCUCCGGGGCGCCCGCCCCCUAUAUAGCGCGCCCCUGCGGGGCCCGCGCCAGGCCGCCAGCCACGGAGUGGGUGCGGGACAGUGCGCAGCGCCUCGCAGCCAGCCCUCUGCCCCCAACCCCAACGCCGCCACCGCCGCUGCAGCCUCUGCCCCGACGGGCGCCCCCAGCCGCGGCCGUAGCCCCCGGGCCCAGGUGGCCACCAUGAAGAAGGAGGUGUGCUCUGUGGCUUUCCUCAAGGCCGUGUUCGCUGAGUUCUUAGCCACUCUCAUCUUUGUCUUCUUUGGCCUCGGCUCAGCCCUCAAGUGGCCUUCGGCGCUGCCCUCCAUCCUGCAGAUCUCACUGGCCUUUGGCCUGGCCAUAGCCACCCUUGCCCAGUCCCUGGGGCCUGUGAGCGGCGGCCACAUCAACCCAGCCAUCACCCUGGCCCUCUUGCUGGGCAAUCAGAUCUCACUGCUCCGGGCUGUCUUCUACGUGGUGGCCCAGCUGGUGGGUGCCAUUGCCGGGGCAGGCAUCCUCUACUGGCUGGCACCACUCAAUGCCCGGGGCAAUCUGGCCGUCAAUGCGCUCAACAACAACACAACCCAGGGCCGGGCCAUGGUGGUAGAGCUGAUUCUGACCUUCCAGCUGGCACUCUGCAUCUUCUCCUCUACUGACUCCCGCCGCACCAGCCCUGUGGGCUCCCCGGCCCUGUCCAUCGGACUGUCUGUCACACUGGGCCACCUUGUUGGAAUCUACUUCACUGGCUGCUCCAUGAACCCAGCCCGCUCUUUUGGCCCCGCAGUGGUCAUGAAUCGGUUUAGCCCCUCACACUGGGUCUUCUGGGUGGGGCCCAUUGUGGGGGCUGGCCUGGCUGCCAUCCUCUACUUCUACGUGCUCUUCCCCAAUUCUCUGAGCCUGAGUGAACGUGUCGCCAUCAUCAAGGGCAAGUAUGAGCCUGAAGAGGACUGGGAGGAGCACCGGGAAGAGCGGAAGAAGACCAUGGAACUGACUGCCCGCUGACCAGUGUCAGGCAGGGGCCAGCCCCUCACCCCCUGGACCACAGCGGGGGGAAAAGAAAAAAAUGACAGCAAAGCUUCCUUCCCCGUGGUUGGUCCUAUCGGCUGAGGAGGAGGUGCAGUCUCCCCAGGCUGCAUAGCUAGAGAUGGGAGCAGGAACCUAUGAUGGGACUCUUGGGUUGGGGGCCCGGGGCUGGGGUCUGGUGGGGAGGAGUCUCUCUGGAACAGGGCAGACUGCAGUGCUGUGAGGUUAGACCUCAGAUUGUGAAAGCAGCACCAGGCUCACAGGCUGCCCCAGGCACAGGCCAGAAAGGGCUGGUCUGCAGUCUGCCUCCCCGACCCUCCCCAACCCCUCCUCAAGAGCCAUAGGGAUCCCAGCCACUAGGUGGGCAGAAGCGGACCCUCCCUCAGAGCUGCUUAGGAGGAAGAUAGACUGGCUCACUGAGUGCCACCUUAUUUAUUUCCAGUAGAGGAUGGAUGGAGUGGGGCUGCUGGUGUUUGGAGUGGGAGCUUUCCAAUAAACUGCUGAUACUCAUGUUA
Molecule: messenger RNA, 2190 nt
Organism: Nycticebus coucang (slow loris)
Lineage: Eukaryota; Metazoa; Chordata; Mammalia; Primates; Lorisidae
Gene: AQP5
Product: aquaporin 5
Exons: 4
Coding region: 437-1654 (405 amino acids)
Biological process (GO): transmembrane transport
Cellular component (GO): plasma membrane; apical plasma membrane
Molecular function (GO): water channel activity
Source: RefSeq, a predicted model, not a curated record